Messenger RNA from Rhea pennata, 6993 nucleotides. It is a transcript of the gene ATXN7, whose product is annotated as ataxin 7. The record is from RefSeq and is a predicted model, not a curated record. The coding region runs from base 136 to 2751 and encodes 871 amino acids. The transcript is spliced from 13 exons. Lineage: Eukaryota; Metazoa; Chordata; Aves; Rheiformes; Rheidae.
UUGCAACCUACAUUUUCUUCCCUUUCUGCUUAAUUAAUCAGAUAUAAGUUAGAGAAAGCUUCCGAAAUCUAAACAGAUGAAGAUCAAUUGAUAAAUCAACCCAGUGAUUCACCAUACUUUCAAGCAGCGGAAAGAAUGUCGGCGCGGGCCGCGGGUGACGUCAGAGGGGAGCAGCGCAGAGCGGCGGCGGCGGCCAGGCAGCGGCAGCGGCGGCCGCGGCCGCGGCCCGGCGAGGGCGGAGGCGGCGGCGGCGGAGGCGGCGGAGGAGGCGGAGGCGGGGGCGGAGGCAGCGGCGCCGGCCCCUCCGCCACCGCAGCGGCAAUGGCGGCCGUCGGGGAGCGCCGGUCCCUGCCCAGCCCGGAGGCGAUGCUGGGGCAGCCCUGGAGCCACUGGGUCGAUGCUGCUAAACUUCACGGGAACGACGGAACAGCAUUAGAAGAAAGUUUCAAGGACUACGGGAAAAAUCGAGAAGCGAUGCGACUUUGCCGAGAAGAUAUGCCAAUAUUUGGUCUUUGCCCGGCUCAUGAUGAUUUCUAUUUGGUGAUGUGUAACCACUGUAAUCAGGUCGUAAAACCACAGGCAUUUCAAUCACAUUAUGAAAGAAGACACAGCUCCUCUAGCAAGCCACCUUUGACUCCUCCCUCCUCUUCAGUAUUUUCCCUCAUUUCAUCUUUCCCUUCAAAAAACAAAGGUAGCAGUGGAAGUGGGAGCAAUCGUUCAUCCAGUGGAGGUACUAGUGCAUCAUCAUCCAAUUCCAAGUUGUUGAAAUCACCCAAAGACAAGCUGCAGAUCAGUGGAAACAAUAGGCUAAUGCAUCCGGUACAGCAUAGCAAAGUUCCCCAUGAUAAAAUCAUGACUCCAUCUGUCAAAGUGGAAAAGAUUCAUCCAAAGAUAGAUGGUGCCCAACUGAAAGCUGCUGUUGGUCCAACUUGUUCUACUACUGUGAGUUCCUCAAUAAAGACUGGCCUUAAUUGUCCCUCAAUACCAAAGCCACCCUUGCCUUCCCCUGGACAAAUACUGAAUGGUAAAGGUCUUCUCUCUGUGCCUCCAUUUUUGGAAAAGAAACCUGAAGAAAAUACAAAUAAUAGGAAAUUUUUACAUAAAAGAUUGUCAGAGAGAGAAUUUGAUCCUGAUAUAUACUGUGGUGUCAUUGAUGUGGAAACCAAGAAACCCUGUACUAGGUCUUUGACAUGCAAGACACAUUCCUUAACCCAGCGGAGGGCUGUACAGGGUCGAAGAAAACGAUUUGAUGUGUUGUUAGCAGAGCACAAAAGCAAAACCAGGGAAAAGGAGUUUCUUCGACAUUUGGAUCAUCAUCAGCAGAUGCCCCCUCUCAGGGAACCACAUCCCUCACCUACUAAAACUUCCCAGGAGCUGCACCAAAAUUCUCAUGGAGUUACUCUAACAGAAUCAAAGCCUUUAUUACCUAAUAAACCCAAACCUCACCCUCCCAGUCUUCCAAGGCCUCCAGGCUGUCCAGCCCAGCACAGUGGAAAUGCCCCUAGCGAUUCUCCUUCUGUCCACGAAUCCCCUCACCCUCCCUUGCCUGCAGCUGAGCCAGCAUCUCGGUUAUCCAGUGAUGAGGGAGAAUGUGAUGAAAAAGAAGAGCCUGUUGAAAAACUGGAUUGUCAUUAUUCAGGUCAUCAUCCUCAACCAGCCGCUUUUUGCACAUUUGGUAGUCGGCAAAUUGGAAGAGGUUAUUACGUGUUUGAUAAGCGGUGGAACCAUAUUCGAUGUGCACUUAACUUCAUGGUGGAGAAGCAUCUUAAUUCACAGAUGUGGAAGAAAAUUCCUCCAGCAUCUAGUAACACGACCUCUGUUCGUGCACCACAUCGGACAAACUCAAUGCCUACUUCACAGUAUGGUGUCAGUGCUACAGGGUUCCUUUUACCCACCACGGUUAUGUCAUCGCCAGCAUUGGUAUCUCCUUCCUGUAUGUCUCUGAACAGUAAAUCGGUACCAUCACAUGGAACUACACUAAAUGCCAAUCCUGCUACUUUGGGUGCAGUGGAUCCUGUCUGCAGUAUGCAAUCAAGACAAGUGUCUUCAUCCCCUUCAACACCUACAGUGCUUUCCUCAGUACCUUCACCUAUGCCCAGCAAACCUCAGAAAUUGAAAUCCAGCAAGUCUUUUAAACCUAAGGAAUCUUCUGCUGGCAGUGGCACCUGUAACAGCACCGGCAGCGCCAGUAGCAGCGGUGGCUCAGGAAAGAAGCGUAAAAACAGUUCCGCACUGCUAGCACCUUCUCAUUCCACGGAGUCCUUUAGAAAAAACUGUGUGGUUAACUCUGGAAACUCUGGGACCUCCUAUCAUCCGUCGGUGACGUCUUCGUCCCACAGCGUUGGCCUCAACUGUGUGACUAGCAAGGCUAACUCUGUUAGCCUCAAGCAUGACCAAUCAGGGAGGGGUCCUCCGACUGGAAGCCCUGCAGAAUCGAUAAAAAGAAUGAGUGUGAUGAUGAACAGUAGCGAUUCCACUCUCUCCUUAGGGCCAUUUGUUCAUCAGUCCAGUGAGCUGACUGUAAAUUCACACAGCAGUUUUUCACAUUCACACACUUCCCUAGAUAAACUAAUAGGAAAGAAAAGAAAGUGCUCACCUGGUUCGAGUGGCAUAAACAGCAGCAGCAAGUCCAACAAAGUUGCCAAAUUGCCAUCGGUGAAUAAUGUUCAUGCAAAACACACUGGUGCAAUCCCAGGGACACAAGGACUGAUGAACAAUUCUCUUCUUCAUCAGCCAAAGGCACGUCCCUGAUAGCUGAAUAUACCAUGGUGAGAAAAGAACUGGACAGUUUUCACUACAAGCAAAACCUCCACCUGGAAUUCUGGACUCCAAGAUGCCUUGAGUUAUCCCAGCUUCCCAUGGUCCUCAGGUGUGGAAAUCUACUGGACUGUCACUCGAACAAGGAAUUUCCCUGAAGCCAUGUCUGUAGCAGUGAAUAUACUAGAAAUGGACACUGGAUGAAGUUCAGCCACAUAAUUGCUCUUAUCAGUGUUAACGGUGGCCUGGACUGUUUGCUACGAAUCUGUGAGAUUUUACUUACAGGAGUACAUCAUUUUGCCACUUUUUGACAUAGAUUGGCUGGGCAAAAGAAUGUUUUGUUUUGUUUUGGGGGGGGGGGAAACAUUACUGUGGACUUAUUUUUAUACUGAUGGUGUCUUUUGUAGGUGAUAGCUACCAGACAGACACUGUCGAUAGGGAGGACCCCUCAACGCAGGGGGAAAUGUGUGAGGCACAAUGGAAAGAAGCCCUCAAGAAGGGAAUAUGGCUUUAGUGUUUUUAUAGCAAUGUUCCUUUAAUGGAAUAUAAAAAUAGCACAAUUGAAAAAAAAAAUAGUUUGUGUUUUGCCCAGCCUUUUGCAAGUAAUUUGGGAUAAGAAGCUAUCAGGAGUUUCAAAAAACUUUUAAAAAAAAUACACAAAAAGGACUUGUUUUAAGCCAUUGCUCAUAAAACAAGUAUAAAAAUAAUGUUGUAUUUGCAUGAUACAGAAAUUAUUUUCUAUUAUUUGGAAUAAGACUUGAUUGCAGAAGAAAGUAAAAGUUAAUUUUGUUUAAAAAGAUUCCAAAAAUAUCAAACAAAGGCAAAUAACCUCUAAAACUAUAUGCCCAAAGAACAUAUUUCUUGACCAAUACUGUAUACCACAAGCCUUUGUUAUUUAAAAAGAAUUUUAACUGUAUUGGUUAAAUUAGGCUGGAUUUGCCUUCCAGCCUGUAAAAAUAGCCCUUUUAAAAGUGAGUAUUUAAAAUAUUUAAAUAUUUUCUAAAAAAAUUAAAUAAAAAUCAAUAAUUUUAUGCCUUGUUUGUAUAACUAAAUCAUCAGUGUGUUAUGCUUUCAACCACUUUCAGUAAGAUUUUUUUCAAAAUUUUGGAAUAGAUGCCAGUUUAACAGCCAAGUGCAAUGUGAAGUGCAGAUGUAUGCAUUACAGUCAUCUUCUCACACCUACUGAGGUUUUAUGAAUAAAGGGGGCUUUACACAGUUUUAUAUAGUCCAGUCAAUUUUUAUGAAAUAUUUUGUCUUGCUUCAAAACACCUCAAAGAUGAAUUCCGCUAAAGGGCUUAUUGUUACUAUAAUUUAAUUCAUCUGGAUGUUUUGGUUAAGUUUUUAAACACCAGGUAAAGUCUCAAAAUGGACUAGACUUUUAUGAAGGGGCAAAGCAAAGGAAAACAAAUCUCUAACCAAGAAUACACUUUUCUGCCUUAAAGGGGCACCAGCUAUUGCUGAGAACAGACAAUCUGAGCCUGUCAAAUUGCUCACGUAGCCCAGCCUUCUCCCCGUUCGUGGUGGCAAAUAGCAAGUACAUCAGGGAAUCCAAAGCCACUAAGAGUAGCAGUUGCUUCGUUGUUUACCUAAUAAUGCUCUCAGUUUCACCUGAACUUGCUACAAAAUCAUCCUUACACAGCAAAACAAUGGCAAGCCUCUAUGCAGACACUUUAGCUUUGAAUUGAUACAAAAGAUCGCGUUUAGAAAGCAACGUACAAUGUACUUUAGACAUUUAUUAUGCAAAUUAAAAAAAAAGACUUUUUCAGGAGCAAAAAACCUGAUAUUUAAUAAGAUGCCCUACUGAAAGCGUUGUCAAAACUAUGGUUGGUUUAGCUUAAAAGGAACCAAAGUAAUGUGCUUAUUCCACAAAGAGAAAUCAAAAUGUAUGAAAUCCUGCACAUUUGGAGUGAAAUCCAUGUUCUGAUGAGGUCACUGGGGCAAAAAUUCACUUCCAGAUAGCUUCAGUCACAAGUGCAAUUUGACUAUUGAUAGGUGUAAAUGUAAAGGCGACAAAAAUUGAUAAGAAUGAACGCUAGGGAGUUUGUGAUCAAACUCCUUUAUUAUUUUGGGUUUUUUAAGGUUCUGUUGAUCUGAAAGCAUAAUGGCAAAUUCAUGCUCAUUCAAGAGCACGCAGACAUUUGAAAAAAGUUAAUCCUCGAUCACUGUGCUCAUGUAGAGCCAGUCUCUGAAGAUGCCUGCGUUGUGUAGUUUUAAGCCAUUGGGAGUAAAAAGCUAGAACCUCGUGAAUGCUGUCUGCCCUUGAGCAUAGGCCUGCUUAAAUAUUAUGUUUUAGAUCUUGAUUAUAAGCAGAACAUUGUUCCUGAAGCUUUUAUUGUCACAUAGUUCUUACUGUAAAUAAUUAAGGAAGCUUAAAAUUAAUUUUCCUUGCAAAAUUGAAUUUGCAGUGGCUGGGUUGUUUCUAGACAGAUUUUGGUAUUAAUUUAAGAGAUACAGUUUUUAUAGUCUUUCCAACUUCUCGUUAUGACUCCUGCAGUUUUCUUAACCUAAAAAAUUGCUGCAAUGAUGAACAAAGAAUUAUACAAGAAAAAGACAUACUUUUGUAUCUUUAUUUUGGAAUUUCUUGUUCUAUUAUAAAUAUUGAAGUAUCCCUAUUUCAGAAGACAUAUUUUGUUAAUUGAUUGUACAUAUUUAAAUAUGUAUUUUUGCACAGGUCUUUUUUUCUUAUAUCCAGUUUUGGUACAAUUGAGAUCAUCUAGUAUUUAUUUAUUAAUUAAUUAAAAAAAAAAGAGCAAAUACCUUUUUAUAAUUUGAAGUGGUUCACUGCCAAGCCAAUAAUAACAUGCCUACUUUGCAACGUAAGGGAUGCCUCUGUUUUGUGAAAGUUGUGUCCCUUUUAACGUCUUGGGAGUGGAUACGUACAAACUAUUGCCCGGGUCCUGCCGUCAGAUUGGUGCAGCGCUCUGCCUAGGUAUCCGACUGCAGGAUUUGAGGCUAAAUGGUCUAAACGGCAUUGCUUAUCAGUUGCCUGAUUCCCAGAAGACUACAUUUAGUUAAGUGACACACUGCUUCUCUUUUUUUUUCUUGUUUUUUUUUUGUUUUUAGUGUUCGUGUGCGUGUGUGUGCGUGCGCAUUUGUGUGGGUCUCAUGUGGUUUAAAACUAACGGAAAAACUGAAAGUGCCUGAUAUAACUAGUUUUAAGCUUGGACUGUUUAGACAGCUUCUCCUUAAAAGACUUGAAUGUUCAGUUGAAAUUUUGGAGCUUGCUUUUUCCACAUAUAUAUGAUAUGUGUGUGUGUGUGUAUAUAUAUAUAUAUACACAUACAUAUAUACCCACUGAAAUUUUAUGAGAUGGGUUGACAAAAGAAAAUGAAUGAUGCUGGUAAUUUUGUAAAAUGUUUUAAUUGGAAUACCGUGGGUUGAAACAAUCCCAUUAAUAAUGCAUCUUAAAAUAACACCAAGGGUUUAAAAUAUGGUUUCAACCAGCAGUUAAAUAAACUGCCUCAUUUGGGGGUGGAGAGGGAGGGGGAUUAUUCUUUCAUAAAUGAAAUAAAUUAGAAAAUGUUCAAAAUAUCUCAUAUUCCAGGAAAAAAGCAAAACAAAAAACAAGUAAGUACCUCUUAAAACCAUUAAAAAAAUAAAGAUGUGAUUUCCAAAUGACAUUUCUAAGGCAGUUGUCUUCCUGUAAGAGUUCUCUUGCCAAGGAAUCUCUCAUCUUUCUCUCGUUCUGUCCUGGAGGAGGGAAUUGGGCUUGAAAAGAUUCUUAAUGUUUCACUGUUCAGCAGAAAAUAAUCAUUUUUACAUUUUGUGCAAGAUAUUUUACGUUUUAAAGAUAAUUUUAAAAUGAGCACUACAUAAUGUCAAUGUGAAUGUAGGCCUUGAAAGCAUCUUGCUCGGUAUUGAGCCUGGUUCUAAAAGCAAUCUCCUGUGUAAAAUGUGUGAAUAGUUUGAUAAUUUGUAUACAUAAUCAAGAGCAUCUGAUCAGCUGAACUCUGUGUUGGCUGCUGUAUAGUACAUGAACAAAUGUCAUGGGAUAGAAAAAUUACUUUGGAUAUUUAAAAGAAAAAUAAAUAUAUAGUCUAUUUGUUUUGUAACAAGUUUCUGUAAAUAAAAUAAUUUAUACUAUUUAUAAGAAAAAGUUGUGCUUUGCUUCAUGAAAAAGAUUAGUUUGUUGAACAAACAUGUUACUAAACAAGGCAAUAAAAUUAGGACUUUUCAAUAAAUGAGGUUGGUUGCAUGGAAUACAUUAUAUGUUUCUGCUUCAUUAUAAAAUCAUUC